AUUGCGUCUGGUCCCUGAAGGGUGAAGGAGCUGAGCUGUGGGGUGGCCUGUCCCCUGCAAAGGGUUUGGGUGCUGUCAGCCCCUGGGCAUCACUCGCUCUCCCCUGGCCCGGGGGGAAGUGCCCUGUGGCGGCACGCUCGGCUCCUCGCACUCAGCCCUGCAGGCAUCACCCCGUGGCCAGCUUCUCACCCCCUGCCAUGCCAGCCUCGCAGCCCUGACCAGCCACCGGCCACCUGUCCCACCGAACCACACACAGUCAAUGCCUCCAGGAGCGCCCUCUGAGCACCAUCCUCCAGCAUGUCCCAGCUCUCCUCCACCCUGAAGCGGUACGUUGACUCAUCCCGCUAUGCCGAGACCACCUACAGCAAAGUGCCUGGUGGCUACAGCUCCUACACCUAUGGAUCUACACUGGCCACAUCUUAUGCAGACAGUGACAAAAUUGGCUUCAAAGCCAGCUACCUGCCCUCCCCCCGGUACAGCCACACAGGGCUUCCCCUAAACAGUGGCUACGACAGCAGCCGGCUGUCCCUGUACCCUGACUCCAGCAUCCACCUGAGCCCCACGUACAUCCGCACCCAGACCCGGUCGCCAGGCAGUGGGCUGAGCGGGGGUGCGUGCUACACCUUCUCUGGGGUUCCCAGCAGCCCUACAGGCUACCUGCCCACCACAUCGUCUCUCAGCCGUCGUAAAUCCAUCAGCCACUCGGACCUGGCACGGGAAUUUUCGGGGCUGCACACUUCGGACAGCACCUACGUGCCCACCCCUGGCCCCCUUAGCACCCGGAACCGCCAGGAGCAUGGUGCCCUGCAGGAUCUCUACCAGGCUGCUGCACAUUCUGACUAUGUCCGCGGAUACCUGGAUGGCUAUGGGAGGAAAAACAGCCCCAGCAACCUCCCUAUGAGCCCCCUCAGCCCUUCACAAGCUGGCCUUGGCUCUGCCCUGCCACCCUCGGGCACCCGCUGCUCCAGCCAGCCUUGCGAAAGGAAUGACGGCUACUGUGACAUGGCUACCCGGGACCCCAUGAGCUCCAAGGCAGUGCAGGGGCUGACUGGCUUGCGAAACCUUGGCAAUACGUGCUUCAUGAACUCCAUCCUGCAGUGCCUGAGUAACACCAAGGAGCUGCGGGAUUACUGCCUGCAGAACCAGUACCUGCGGGACCUCAAUAACAACAGCCGCAUGCGCACUGCGCUCAUGUCAGAGUUUGCAAAGCUGAUUCAGCUGCUCUGGACCUCAUCCCCCAAUGAGAGCGUGAGCCCCUCUGAGUUCAAGACACAGAUCCAGAGAUAUGCCCCCCGCUUUGUUGGCUACAACCAGCAGGAUGCACAGGAGUUCCUGCGGUUCCUCCUCGACGGGCUGCACAGCGAGGUGAACCGCGUGCUUGUGCGGCCACGGGCCAGCACAGACACCCUGGACCACCUCCCUGACGACGAGAAGAGCCGCCAGAUGUGGAGGAGAUACCAGGAGAGGGAGGACAGCCGCAUUAGUGACCUUUUCGUUGGGCAGCUGAAGAGUUCUCUGACCUGCAGUGAGUGUGGCUACUGCUCCACAGCCUUCGACCCCUUCUGGGACCUCUCCCUGCCCAUCCCCAAGAAAAGCUACGGGGAGGUGACCCUCAUGGACUGCCUACGGCUCUUCACCAAAGAGGAUGUGCUGGAUGGGGAUGAAAAACCGACAUGUUGUCGCUGCAAAGCCAGGACAAGAUGCACAAAGAAAUUCAGCAUCCAGAAGUUCCCCAAGAUCCUCGUUCUUCACCUGAAGCGCUUCUCAGAGGCCAGGAUACGAACGAGCAAGCUCACCACCUUUGUUAACUUCCAGCUGAAGGACCUGGACCUCCGGGAGUUUGCCUCCCAGAGCUGCAACCACGCCGUUUACAACCUCUAUGCCGUCUCCAACCACUCGGGCACCACCAUGGGGGGACACUACACUGCCUACUGCAAGAACCCCGUCUCCAGUGAGUGGCACAGUUUCAACGACUCCCGUGUUACCCCGAUGUCAUCUAGCCACGUCCGCAGCAGCGAUGCCUACCUGCUCUUCUACGAGCUGGCCAGCCCAUCCUCCCGCAUGUAGCCAGCCCUGCCUCCCUGGGGAUGUGCUGCACCACACUUAGAGCCAGCUCCUCCAGGUUUUGGCCAUUUGCCCCAGAGGUGCAAGAUGGAGGCGAAGAGGAGAGAACCUGAGGUGGCUGCAAUGGGAGGCUGGAGGUGGCCAGGAGCAGACCCCAGGCAAGGACACUCCAGCUCUGAACUGAGGAGGGCAGCCGGUGGCAGGGCAGGGCCAAGGCAGCUCAGGCACCUCCUGAUUGCUGCCAUUUGGUUUUUACCUUAGUUUCUUCUUCUUUUUUUUUUUUUCCUUUUUUUUUUUGUUGGUGGAUAAUAAAAACACUGAGCAAGGGACUCUGCAGGCAUGGGGCUUCCUGCCCCAUUGACAGCCAGAAUCUCCGCUCCCUUGGAGGAGCACUCGAUGCUGGGGACCCAGGAGAGCCUCCCGCAUCUCUCCUGGCCUCUUGGCACUCCCCUGCUGCUUGGCCAUCCCAGAGGAUUCAUGAACUGCUCCUGGCCUCCUCCUGGCGCUUCUGAACCUCCUGGCGAAGGACCCCAGCCCUUCGGUUGCCUCCGUCCUGUCUCAGGCAGCACAUCCCCACCAGCUGCCCCUGCACACUCCUCAAAACAGCCUGUGUUCAGGCCCAGACCUACAGACGGGACGGAUGAGAACAUUUUGUGGAAUUUACAUGUAUUUAUAGUGGACUUUGCCCAACCUGGAGCGCCUCACCGCUUCCUGGCUCUCCAGGGACUUGUGCCGGCGGGUGCUUCCGGUGGAUUUUUACCUGCCUCCUCAUACAACGGUGCCUUAAACCAUUUAGGGGAGCAGGAGGCCAUUGGGGUUGCACAAGAGUGUCCAUCCUGUAGAGGAGAGGGAGGGGAGGACAGUGGCUUUCUGGGACUGUCUGCAGUCGGGGCUUUCUUCUCCCUGCAACUAGGAGCCCCGCUGGGUACCCAGGGGUGUGCGUGCCCACCCACCCAGCUUCUCUGUCCUUUAGCUAGCAAACGCCAGUGGCCUUUUUAGCCUUUUCUCUAAUUUAUUCUCCUCCCUUUCCUGCCUUGCUUGAGGUGCAGCGGGAGGAGAGAUGGGCCCAACCCAGCACAAUCCCAGCCCCAGUCUGCAAGGCAGCUACAUCCAAUCCAGCAACCUGUCCUGCUUUGCCCUCACUGUCCCUGUGGGCACAGGCUGAGCACUCUCACACCGUGAGCACCCCACCGCCCCUGGAGCAUCCCGGGGGGGCUCAAGGGAGGGCAGGCCAGGAUGGAGGGGCUGCCCGCGGCAGGUACCGGACGGGGGCAGCGUUGCUGCUUGGCAGCUGGCUUGUUUACUGUGUAAGCAAGGUGGGCAGGAAGUGUCUCAAACACGUGAGACUCACACAGGAAUAAAUUUUAGCUUGAACAGGG
Molecule: messenger RNA, 3443 nt
Organism: Columba livia (rock pigeon)
Lineage: Eukaryota; Metazoa; Chordata; Aves; Columbiformes; Columbidae
Gene: USP2
Product: ubiquitin specific peptidase 2
Exons: 13
Coding region: 298-2067 (589 amino acids)
Biological process (GO): protein deubiquitination
Cellular component (GO): cytoplasm
Molecular function (GO): cysteine-type deubiquitinase activity
Source: RefSeq, a predicted model, not a curated record